This is a messenger RNA of Oryzias latipes (Japanese medaka), 881 nucleotides long. RefSeq names its product six-cysteine containing astacin protease 1 (gene c6ast1). Lineage: Eukaryota; Metazoa; Chordata; Actinopteri; Beloniformes; Adrianichthyidae. Gene Ontology annotation, biological process: proteolysis. Gene Ontology annotation, molecular function: zinc ion binding; metalloendopeptidase activity. The record is from RefSeq and is marked provisional.
ACUGUCUGACUCAGCCAUGAUCCUCCUGACGACAACGCUGAGCGCGCUCCUCCUCUCUGUCCGCUGUUUCAACCCUCAGAUUUAUUUCAGAGAACAUGUCAGAAGUCAUGCUGUCCUCGUUGAAGAGGAGGAAGAUCUCAGUAUCUCCACUCUGCUGGAAAAGGCCAACGUUAACAUUGGAAAGAACUUGGAUGACCCUCUGGUGAUGUUUGGAGACAUAGCGGUGCCAACAGGGCUGCAGAAUGCAGAUCCCUGCACAGCAAGAGGCUGCUUGUGGCCUAAGAGCAGUGACGGCAAUGUCUAUGUGCCUUUCCGCAUCUCCGGACAAUUCUCCAGUAGAGAACGAGACACCAUCCUCCAGGGCCUGCGCUCCUUUGAGGGCUCCACCUGCAUUCGCUUUACACCUCAUCAGAGUCAGAGGGACUUUGUAGACAUUCAGUCUCGCACUGGGUGUUGGUCAUUUGUGGGACGCCGCGGCGGCGGUCAGGUGGUGUCACUGAUGCGCCAAGGCUGCGUGUUCAUGGGUACCAUCCAGCACGAGCUCCUCCACGCUCUGGGCUUCAACCACGAGCAGACACGCUCUGACAGGGACUCCCAUGUUCGCAUCCUCCUGCAGAACGUGAUUUCUGGACAGGAGCACAACUUCCGCAAGAUCGAAACAAGGAACCUGGGCACCCCCUAUGACUACAACUCCAUCAUGCACUAUGGAAGAUUCGCUUUCUCUAGAAAUAGAGAGCCAACCAUCGUUCCGAUUCCUGACCCGAACGUCCCGAUCGGCAGAGCCACCGAGAUGAGCAGCAACGACAUCCUCAGGGUGAACCGCCUCUAUGAAUGCAGAAGCGCAAAGUAAAGACUUGGAGUAUGCAGCUCUUCCCUCUGCU